UGAGGCCGCGCGGGAAACCUGGACGCUGGCGCGCAGGCACCUGUGGACUCCUCUUUGGCUCAGCUGUCCCACGCGGGGCUGGCGGCGGUUCUUCCCGCUCGUUGUUUUCCGGGGCGCGGGUCGCGGAGCUUUUGGCGCACUUGAAGGUCCCUACGGACCCCAAGAGGAGCAGGCGCGGCGCGGCGCGCGGGGGCCUCAGCUCGGCCCGGAAGUCCGGCGGCGGCAGCGGCGGUGGCUGGCCAGUGGACACGGGUGGCGUGCGCGGCUGCGGGGGCCAUGGGGCGGCGGGCGCGGGGGCGGCGACUGCAGCAGAGGCAGCGGCCGGACGGCGCGGAGGACGGUGCCCAGGGCGGCGGGAAGCGCAGUGAGGCGGGCUGGGAAGGCGGGUAUCCCGAGAUCGUCAAGGAGAACAAGCUCUUCGAGCACUACUACCAGGAGCUCAAGAUUGUGCCCGAGGGCGAGUGGGACCAGUUUAUGGGAGCGCUCCGGGAGCCCCUCCCCGCCACGUUGAGAAUUACUGGUUACAAAAGCCAUGCAAAAGAGAUUCUCCAUUGCUUAAAGAACAAGUAUUUCAAGGAAUUGGAGGACCUGGAGGUGGAUGGUCAGAAAGUUGAAGUUCCACAGCCCCUCAGUUGGUAUCCUGAAGAACUUGCCUGGCACACAAAUUUAAGUCGAAAAAUCUUGAGAAAGUCUCCCCAACUGGAAAAGUUUCACCAGUUUCUGGUUAGCGAAACUGAAUCUGGAAAUAUCAGCCGUCAAGAAGCCGUUAGCAUGAUUCCACCACUGUUGCUGAACGCCCACCCUCACCAUAAGAUCUUAGAUAUGUGUGCGGCACCUGGAUCAAAGACUGCACAGUUGAUUGAGAUGCUGCAUGCCGACAUGAAUGUCCCUUUCCCAGAGGGAUUUGUCAUCGCUAAUGAUGUGGACAACAAGCGCUGCUACCUGCUCGUUCAUCAGGCCAAAAGGUUGAGCAGCCCCUGCAUCAUGGUGGUCAACCACGACGCAUCCAGCAUACCGAGACUCACGAUAGACGUGAACGGAAGGAAAGAGGUUCUCUUCUAUGAUCGCAUUUUGUGUGACGUCCCUUGCAGUGGAGAUGGCACUAUGAGAAAAAACAUUGAUGUUUGGAAAAAAUGGACAACCUUGAAUAGCUUGCAGCUGCAUGGCUUACAGCUGCGGAUUGCAACGCGAGGUGCAGAACAGCUGGUGGAAGGUGGUAGAAUGGUGUAUUCUACGUGUUCUCUAAACCCCAUUGAAGACGAGGCAGUCAUAGCAUCUUUACUGGAAAAGAGUGAAGGUGCUUUGGAGCUUGCUGAUGUGUCUUCGGAGUUGCCAGGACUGAAGUGGAUGCCUGGACUCACACAGUGGAAGGUGAUGACGAAAGAUGGACAGUGGUUUGCAGAGUGGGACGAUGUUCCUCACAACAGACAUACCCAGAUUCGUCCUACCAUGUUCCCGCCAAAGGAUCCGGAAAAGCUGCAGGCGAUGCAUCUAGAGCGGUGCCUUAGAAUAUUACCACAUCAUCAAAAUACUGGAGGGUUCUUUGUGGCAGUAUUAGUGAAAAAAUGUUCAAUGCCAUGGAAUAAACGUCCACCAAAGCUGCAGGGCAACUCUGUGCAGUCAAGGCAGCCUAUGCAGGCAAACCCUGCAGACCCCACAGCAGGAGGAGCUGCAGACCCCUCCGAGCUGGAAAGCAAACCUGUAGCAGGAAUUGGCGACACAGAAAUAAUUGAAAGAACUGAGAAUGUAGAGAAUAAUGGAAAUAGGAAAGAUGGCGUGUGUGGUCCUCCUCCAUCUAAGAAGAUGAAGUUAUUUGGAUUUAAAGAAGAUCCGUUUGUAUUUAUCCCUGAAGAUGACCCAUUGUUUCCACCUAUCCAGAAAUUUUAUGCUUUGGAUCCUUCAUUCCCAAAGAUGAACUUGUUAACUCGGACUACAGAAGGGAAGAAAAGGCAGCUCUACAUGGUUUCUAAGGAGCUGAGAAACGUGCUGCUGAAUAACAGUGAGAGGAUGAAGGUUAUUAACACAGGGAUAAAAGUCUGGUGUCGAAAUAACAGCGGUGAAGAGUUUGACUGUGCUUUCCGGUUAGCCCAGGAGGGAAUAUAUACAUUGUAUCCAUUUAUUAAUUCAAGAAUCAUCACGGUGUCGAUGGAAGAUGUUAAAAUUCUUUUAACCCAGGAAAAUCCAUUUUUUAGGAAACUUAGCAGUGAGACAUACAGCCAAGCUAAGGACCUGGCCAAGGGGAGCGUCGUCCUGAAGUACGAGCCGGACCCCACGAAACCAGAUACCCUCCAGUGUCCCAUUGUGUUAUGUGGAUGGCGGGGAAAGGCCUCAAUUCGAACUUUCGUGCCCAAGAAUGAACGGCUUCAUUAUCUCAGAAUGAUGGGGCUGGAGGUGUUGACAGAAAAGAAGAAAGAAGGGGCCGUCCUGACAGAAGAGAGUACAGCCAGCUCUGGGCCGCCAGAGGAUGAGAUGAGUGCGGAACAGCGAGCAGAGCCGGCUGCCAGCCCUGAUGCCGCCCCCGGCAGUGACCCCGCAGGGGCUGCCCUGCCCCGGUGAGGAGACCCAGGGAGACCCCUGAAUCAGCAGCACUGCAGGGGCCUACAUCUUGGUGUCUAAAACCAAAUCCAGAACUUCUGCUCAACUGCAAAGUACAGAUUUUUAAAGACUGGACGCUUGCGGGAUGAUGGGGCGCCGGAUGAAUGGACUCCGUGCUGCGUUCACGAGGAGGCCUACGAGAAGGCGUUCUUGUUGCUUGUUAGAAGUUGCUCCUGUCGUGGUUUCCUCGGCAAAGCUGGGUCCGGGGUGCCUGCUGUAGGCAGUAAACUGUUGCUGUUUAAGUCUCCUAUCAGGAAGUGCGGCUGCCCUUGUGGAAGAUUCCAGGUCCUUUUUGUAUGCCUAUAUUGGUCUAAAGGUCCAGUGUUUCUUUUAAUUAUUAUUUAUAGAAAGAAUCUAUAACUCCUUAUGAAGUGUUGGAGAACUGUGCUCUAAGCUUAAAUAAUUAAGUUGCACAUUAGCAGUGCGACAUUAAUAUGCAGUGGGGUCAACAUCUGAGGUCUCAGAUGACUUCUGUGCCUUUGUAAUAAAGGGUAAAAUAGACUUUCUCAGAGCAAGAGUCAUAUUGUGAAUUGUGAGGGUUUUAUGUGCUUUUUUAUUGAAUGGAGUGCUUUGCAAUUUUCGUUUUUAAACAGGUUUUGGGCUCCUUGAAACAUUUAAAUAAAGAGUUAUUAAUGAUAA
Messenger RNA from Equus quagga, 3234 nucleotides. It is a transcript of the gene NSUN2, whose product is annotated as NOP2/Sun RNA methyltransferase 2. Bases 277 to 2556 code for a protein of 759 amino acids. NCBI's taxonomy places the organism in Eukaryota, Metazoa, Chordata, Mammalia, Perissodactyla, Equidae. Gene Ontology annotation, cellular component: cytoplasm; nucleus. Gene Ontology annotation, biological process: tRNA methylation. Gene Ontology annotation, molecular function: tRNA binding; tRNA (cytidine-N5)-methyltransferase activity. The transcript is spliced from 19 exons. The record is from RefSeq and is a predicted model, not a curated record.